GCGGCCAAGUCCCGCGACGCUUCCAUGACCAUACCUCAAUCUCGCCGACCGCAUGAAGACCGUCCUGGAGAAGCUCGCGAUGGGCCAGCACCUCUCGGCCGACGAGAUGGACCGCGCCAUGGACAGCAUCGCGACCGGCAAGGCCGAUGCGACCCAGAUCGCCGUCUUCCUCGCGCUCCUGCGCGCCAAGGGCGAGACGCCGCUCGAGACGCAGGCGCUCGUCAAGGUCAUGCUGCGCCACUGCCACCGCGUCGACUUGCCGGCAACGACCAAGGCGCUCGACAUUGUGGGCACGGGCGGUGACGGCGCCAACACGGUCAACCUCUCGACAGCUGCCGCGGUCCUCGCCGCAGCGUGUGGCGCCAACGUAGCCAAGCAUGGCAACCGGUCGGCGUCUAGCAAGUCGGGGUCUGCGGACGUCCUCGAGGCGCUUGGCGUGCCCAUGUUGCAGCCAGAGCACAUUGCGCCGUGCAUCAAGGACGCCAAGAUUGCCUUCAUGUACGCGCCGCAUUUCCAUCCUGCGAUGAAGCACGUGAUGCCUGUCCGACGCGCCAUGGGCAUUCGCACGAUCUUCAACGUCCUCGGGCCACUCAUCAACCCCGCGAGCUGCAAGCACGCCGUCAUUGGGGUCUACACGCCGUCGCUACUGCCGCUCUUUGGCGAGGUGCUGUAUGGACUGGGGGUUGAGCACGCUCUCGUCGUGCACUGCGCGGGCUUGGACGAACUCAACCCGAUCGGCAACGCGGACGUGGUCGAGGUCUCGCGGACGAAAGGCUGCACGCGUUACACCCUGACGCCAGAGGAGCUCGGGAUUCCGCGCUGCACGCUCAAGGACCUCGAGGGCGGCGACUGCGACCUGAACGCUCGCAUCCUCAAAGACGUCUUCCGCGGCAACUGCGACAACCCGGUCGGACACACCAUCGCGUACAACGCGGGCGCCGGCCUAUACGUCUACGGCCUUGCGAGCUCGAUCAAAGAAGGGUACGAAAUGGCCAAGAAGACGCUUGCCUCCGGCAAGGCCAUGGACACCCUCCAGCGCUGGAGCGACGUGGCGCAGAACUUGCACAAGGCAGCGUCCGUCUAAUUUCGACAACCUAUCUAUUUGCUGUUAACUUUAAAAACGUCAUUUCUGUGCCCA
This is a messenger RNA of Saprolegnia diclina VS20, 1138 nucleotides long. RefSeq names its product anthranilate phosphoribosyltransferase. The transcript has 2 exons. The record is from RefSeq and is a predicted model, not a curated record. Gene Ontology annotation, biological process: L-tryptophan biosynthetic process. Lineage: Eukaryota; Oomycota; Saprolegniomycetes; Saprolegniales; Saprolegniaceae. Gene Ontology annotation, molecular function: anthranilate phosphoribosyltransferase activity. Gene Ontology annotation, cellular component: cytosol. Bases 53 to 1084 code for a protein of 343 amino acids.